Messenger RNA from Cladocopium goreaui, 579 nucleotides. The record is from the annotation of a GenBank genome assembly. Lineage: Eukaryota; Dinophyceae; Suessiales; Symbiodiniaceae.
GCAAUACGUGGGUAUGGCUCUCAAGAUCAACCACUGGUCGUUCACGGACUCGAGUCCGAGGAAACCGGCACUUCAAGAAGGUGAGGCGAGCAAACCGUCUCAUCCGAAGAGUGCAGUACCUGUGCGAGUAUUGCUUCAGGAGAGGCAUUCAUUACGCCAUAGAACAGCCGAACUCUACUCUGUUAUGGCAUUAUGCCCCUCUUGAGGCGAUGCUGCGGCGACACAAGGCCAGAGCUAUCUCAAUCCCCCUUGGGGCCUUUGGAUCCUUGAGUGAGAAAAGAGUGGCCAUCUACACCACGGCCCCGUAUCUAGACCAGCUUGGCUGCAGCCUCGAUCCGGUCCGAAGGGAGCGAUUGGCCCCACUUCGUAGCAGCCUCGACCUGGAGAUCGUCCGGAAAUUUGUCUGUAGCAAAUCUGGUGAAGUGAAGGUCGCUGGAGGUAAAGACCUUUCCAAGACAUCGGAAUACCCAGUGGGACUGGGUCUGAAGGUGGGUGAGCUCCUCAAGAAACAUGUGAAAGUUGAGCAACCGCUUCCAGAGAUGGACCUUGAGUUUCACGACCUAGAUGGGUCUGAUUCUG